GGGAGGGGAGGAGAAAGGGGUGUGCGAUGGAGCUGGAUUCUGAGCAGAGCUCUACCUGACCGGGUUUAAGGGAAAGGGGUGUGGAGGAGGAGAGUCCAGUCCAGGCUGACAGAGGGAGAGAUGGCGGAUCACAUUCAGUCCGCAGCCAGUAAAAGUAUCCGGCCUUUCAGGAGCAGUGAGGAGUAUCUGUACGCUAUGAAGGAGGACUUAGCGGAGUGGCUGAACGCCCUGUAUGGUUUGGAUAUCCACGUCGACAUGUUCAUGGAAGCGCUGGAGACCGGCUGUGUGCUGUGCCAACACGCCAACAACGUGAACCAGGCUGCCCGGGAGUUCGAGAGCCGCUGGCCCGAGGCUGCAGUCACCAUCCCCCGGGCCGAGGUGACCUUCAGCUCCAGGAACGUGUGCCCCGGCUCCUUCAUCGCCCGCGACAACCUCUCCAACUUCAUCGGCUGGUGCCGCCGGCAGCUCCGGGUGCGGGACGCGCUCAUGUUCGAGACCGACGACCUGGUCCUCCGCAAGAACGAGAAGAACUUCGUGCUGUGCCUGCUCGAGGUGGCCCGCCGCGGCUCCAAGUUCGGGAUGUUAGCCCCGGUCCUCAUCCAGAUGGAGGAGGAGAUCGACCAGGAGAUCCGGGAUGGCCUGCAGGAGACCCCUGACCGGGAGCUCGGUCAGCCCCGAGCCCAGAGGAGGCUCUGCGACUUCAAGAACCUGGACGCCAUGGUCUGUGAAAUCCUUGGCCACUGUACAUGUCCAUCACAGUUCCCUAUGACAAAAGUAUCUGAGGGUAAAUAUAAAGUCGGUGAGACCAGCACAUUGAUCUUCAUCAGAGUUUUGAGAAAUCAUGUGAUGGUGCGUGUUGGAGGAGGCUGGGAUACACUUGAACAUUAUCUGGAUAAGCAUGAUCCGUGUAGAUGUGCUUCACUCACACACCGCCCCACACCAAGGUUUCCGAAGACGAACCUGAAUACGAGUCCUCGUACCUCCAGAACUCCAAGCCCUGCACCGAGCCACUUCUCUGAAGGCUCAAACACACUCAAAGUGCUUGAGCUUAAUGUUCAAACGGAUAUAAAGGCGCCAUCUGCAACAGAGUUUGUAACUGUGAAACAAAACUCAAUACGACCUGAUCGACCAUUCAGUCCAACUAACACAGCUGGCAAAACGACAACAGAAAGGUACCAGGAUCCAUCUGUCAACUCAGUUCGUGGAACUGACAAAAUCAACAAGCGUUCCAUUCAAUCACGCAGCACAUCUGUUGGAAGAACUUCUUCACCUCAACCACGUGAUCGUUCGGUACCAAGACUUACAAACUCUAGAAGGCAAAGAGAUGACUCAAUUCCCCGACGGCAGCCAGGUGACCAUGAAAGUCCAUCUACACAAACUGGAAGACAGAAGACAUCACUCUCUGUGAGUAAGGCCUUAAGUGAUGAUGUUCUGAUCAUAAACCGAAUUGGAGGUACCCACAUGAUCCAAAGAAAUGGAGUGAAGCAAGAUUCAAAGCAAUGGACUGGUCAAACGAGGAGGAGGAGUGAGCCAUCAGACCAGAGUGCGGGCUGUGAAAAGUCACGCCAGUCCCUGGAUACCCCUCCGCAAAGACGCAGUAAUGCACGUGUUUCUCGAGAACCCAACAGGACACCAAACCAGAAGCCAACUGUGAUAAAGAAGGGGAAGUUGCAAAACAGCAAUGCUAUCCUGAUCAGCCGAGGGAAAGAGGGACAGCAUUCCUGGGUUCGUGCAGAUGAAUCAGAGAGUAGUAGUAAAGAAGCAAAUACAAGGAUUUCUCGAACUAAAUCACCUGUUCCAUCAGCUUUAAACCAUUUGCAUGCAGCUCAGAAAGAGACCAAAUGCCCAACUCCUUUAGUUUCCAAGGCAAAGACAUCUAUGACUUCAAAGAGAUCAUCUAGUCCUGUGCCUAAAGUUUGUUCAUCCAGGCAGUCAAUACCAUUGUCUCGACCUGGCAGAAGCACUCAGCAGGCUUUGUGCUAUGACGACAAUCGGAAUGUGUUAAAUGUUUGUGUAAACUCUCCUGACCAUCCCCAGUCUUCUGUUGGCUGCAGUGACACAAAUGGGUGCACUCCAAGCUCCCCCUCAGAGACUGAAGGCGAGGGGGGCAUAUUCAGUGUGACCCAGGAAUUUGAUUCCAGUAAAGAACAAGAACUCUACAGGAGCUUUGAGGAGGAAUUUCUGGCAAAUACAAAGCAAGUCCCAUUGGAGGACGGUGACCAUGAGAUUUCUGAAAUGUUUCUUGAUGCUACCACAGUCCAGCCAGUUCAAAAAGCAGAGCAGAAUGUCAUUGAUUCUGCAUACUACUCCAUAACCACCUCCACUACGUCUGUAAACCUUAUGAACAAGCUGCAGGGUCACCUCCGGGAAGAGACUGAAAAAAUCUCAACGCCCCUGUUGGGGUGCUUAUGCCAUGACACAAACUCAAUGGUAAGUGAGAUCCAAGAAGGAUAUGGUCAGAUGGACUGUGUAGAUGGUGGUGGAUGGCAUGGAGGGUGUCCAAGUGUAUGCACAACAUCUAAUGUUCUCAAAACUAUAGAGAAUGUAAAGGAACCUAUACUGUCGAGUCCCUUAGCCGAAAAGACAUUUUAUAUGAUGCACCUGAGGGGCCCAGCAGAACUGGAGAAGGAACAGAAUGGGGAUGUCCCCACUGAAAGAAACACUGAACAAAGGGACUGCAAGGCAGUGGGCAGAAUUCCUGCCUUGAACACAGGGGAUGAUCAAAGCCAUGAAAACAGUGAAGGAUCCUUCAUUGAGACAUCCAGUGAGUCGUCUGUUAAUGUCCAACUGAAUUCCCAUCACAAACAUGGUGUUCAAAUGAGGCCCAAGAAAGGGCUAAAGAAACCCGACCGAGUGCCUUCCGUUUACAAGCUGAAGCUGCGGCCCAAGAUUCGGCCACGCACUGACAAUCAACCAGAAAAGAGGCCCUCGAGAAUUCCCACACCGGUCAGCUGCAAAUCAGGCCUGAAGUCUCCAAGAUCAGCUCCCAGCUCUCUACAGGAUAGACGCAAGCUAAAACACAAAAUAAUCCUACACCACGAAGAACUUCAGAGUUCCAGAGAGGAGCUCGUGCCUUCGCCCACAGAGACCAGAGAGGUGGUUCCAUCGGUUAACCAGGAUGAUGGGUCCUGGGUUUAACUUCUCAAAUGAGUUCCUUGUUUACAGUUUAAAACUCUGAGCUUUUCCUUUGCACUUGUAUCGAUUUUGAAAUGAACCAAAUGACUAUCAGCAUCUCAGGUUGAAUGCAACUCAGCAAGUUUAAAAAUCCUAAUCUCCCUGUAUACUUAGUGCUGGGACCGGAGCAGAGAAAGGAGGCGAAUCUAAUUGGAUGGGAUGACUAGAAUCCUCCAAUUACCCGACACUGUUUGUUGCAGGCAGGGAUUAUUGUUGCAGUUGGUUUCUUGCAAUCGGACAGAUUCUUUCACCUCUACUUUGGGUUCAUCUGUCACCAGGGCUGUUGAAUUCUGACUGGGACAUUGGGUUCUAUCAAUGGCCAAGAGUUGUGCCCCAUGAAUUCCUUUUUUGAAAUGGAACACCAAAUCUAACAGUUAUGAAUCUGGAUGUAUUUUGCUUGACUUUGAGGGGAAUAGACUGAAACCAAAUGGUCACUUGUUUACAUUUCAAAUGUGGUACAAAAACAACCUUCCUCCUAGAGACCAGCUCCUAGCCCAAUGACAUUUCUCCUCUUGGUUUCUCUGAUGGGGUGUGGUGGUAGAAAACUAACACCAGCCGAAACCUCUUGUCUGUCCACUCGUUUUAUCGUGCGUAUUUCUCCUUCAGUACAUCAUGUAUCUUGUAGCUGGUGACCUAUCGUGUUUGUGUAGCGAGUUAGAGAAUUCACCGCUUGCCCUUAAGGUUUGUUCUUGUGUGGUAUUUAUUUUGUCAGACCUGAGAUGUUCACUUUUUUUUCCCUGUGCUGCCAAUCCACAAGAGUCCGAAUGAUUGUGUGGCAGGACAGAAAUGUGGGAGCUUUUAUACUGAGCAACAUGCACUGGAACUGUCGGGUGUUCACACACUACCCAAUCCUCUGAGUUAAUAACUGACUGAAAGUUAGAAAUCUUAAAUUAUACCUAGGUGAGGAGUUAACCAUCUCAAAGAGACCAAGUGAUCCUCGGCUCGGCUCUGAGCAACCAGUUCAUUGCAUCAUUUGCACAUCUACAAAACUCUCUAUCGAGCCAGUUUCACUUCAUUGUACACUGGCACCUGGCUCAAUCUCUGCAGAAAGUGGUGUUCUGUGUGAAUGCUGCUGAAAAAAAUUAUUAACUGAUUAAUUAUCCAACCAGUGGGUUAAUCUCUGGAAUGGGCUGAGUAAUUUUUAACAAGGUUAAUUUCUGUACAGUAAUCCUUUUAAAAGCAAAGACUUAGUGAUCCAGAAUGUUUGAAUGGGGAUGGUUUUUGAGCGGAAUCUGUAAUGUUAAUGUGUUUGAUUGAGAGUUCCUGACUGAAUACACUUUAACCUCUGGAUUCGAUGUAAAUACAGUUUCUGCUCAGAGGUUGGCGCUAAGCUGAGCAGUGCUGCUCACGGGCAGAGACAGGAGAGAGUCUGGGCGAGGAAGCGGUAUUGGACAGUGAGAGCUCAGGUCUGGAGACCCUGGGAGAUCAGCAUUCUCAAUUAAGCACACUAAUCCUACAGGUCCGAUAUAAUCUCCCAGGUUAAUUCGCACAGCAGGGGUCUGCCUGGGUUCUGGAAUAUCUUUAUCUCCCUGUAUCUAACUUGAAUAGUUGGUGUAUUAUAGAGUGGAAUCCCAAACUUGAAAAUCACUUACGUGUAGGAAUUGCACCUUUCUUAAAAUUGAGCCACUUCUAUUCACAAUCCUGUUUGGGUUGCCCCUCCAUCUCGCCAUUAUUCCUAAAUCCCACUUGUCCACAGACAGUGGAUGAAACUUUUUAAAUUGCCAGAACAUUAGAGAUAUGUAGCUGUUGACACGGUGUCGCCUGCGAUAACGUCCUGGCAUUUAAGUUGUGAAUUUUGAUCUGUUUAAUUAUGAAUGAAUAUACAAUUUGCCCACCAAAAUCUGGGGGUAAAUUAUGCCCCGUUUCUGUUGCUGCCCCCUUGCUGGUCAGGUUGAAGUAAGUGAGAAAUGCUUCAAGUAAUUCCCCCUAUCCUUUAGAAGGUAGAUUUAGAUGUUUCACUUCCAAGUGACAUCCAUAGUACACCAGGCCUCGCUCUGUGAGGUUCCUGUGUUCUUUUAGAAGCUCACAGCCAGUUCUCUCCAUUUGAUGUGAUAAAGUUUCUCGUUCUCAGUUUCAGAUUCCAUAUUUGAAUUUACAAUGUGAAUUAAUUAUUUAUGCAAAAGAUUUGUGCCCCACCCUUUGACUUGACUUGUGGAAGGGAAUUCGGAGUAAAUAGCCCAAAUACAGCCAGCACAAUGACCAACACCCAUUCAAUUUAAAAUUGUUAAAUUGUCUUGCGGGGAUAUUAUGUUUAAUUUUGGAACCAGUCGUAUUGCUGCUACUUGCAGGUACAUUGUUUGCACGGUGUUAAAUUUAAACUAUUCCCUCAGUCCAAAACUGACUUGUGGUAAAUCUAGGUAGUGUCACCUUAUAUUUAAGGAGUUGGUUGUAGGGUAUUUGAUUUUCUCUGGCAUGAUUGUAUUUAUUCAAGUGUAAAGUAUGCAGUUAUUAACUAUGCAAUUUCAGCUGGUGAAAACGUUUUAAUGAAAAUAUCUUAAAUGAUUAUUCACUGGUUAUUUAAAUACUGAUAGCACUAUUCUGCUAAAGAUGUUUAAAAAAUUGACACUAAGUAGGUAUGCAUUAAUUGUGGCACAUUUAAAUUGCCCGUUAAGUCCUGAAAUUCAACUAAUUCUGUCAUAGAAUUUGAACACCUGCAGGUGGCUGUUUUUUAGCCUGAUACAUAUCAAAACAUGUAUUAACAGUGUUCUUUGAAAAGUUGACUAAUUAAGAAAAUCUAGUGCAGAUAUUCAGGAUUUUGCCUUUCUUUAGAACUCCUAUUUGUGUAAAUGAGCAGUUACAUUUGUUUGAGUGGAAUUAUUUUUGGGCCAUUUUUGACAGGAUGUAUACGUGGUAACCAGAAAGGCAGCUGGUAUUGGAACCUGUCAACAUAACAGAUGCUUUUAAGAACAGCUGUACUGCAAGGAAGGCUUGACAGAUCCAGUUUGCCAAGAGGCACUAAUGAAUAGAAUUGUGCAUAAGUGAGGAAAUCACUGCUUUGCCCUCCACUGAUUAGAGAGAGUUUUUCAUGCAAGGAUUUGGUCUUUCUGACUGUCCCUUUUUGUCUUAUUUCUGUUUUCCUUCUCCCCGCAUUAUUUCUCUUUCAUUUCCCCCAUCCCUAAUUGUUUUCUCCCCUGACUUUCUCAUGAUGAGGCCAUUUUAUUAUUUUGAUCAAGACUGAAAGUGGAAAGUUACCCCUAUCACUUUAAGAAAGCUGCGACAGACUGUAUGUGCUCUAUAUUUGUCUUGUCAGUACCUCAACUUCAAAGGCUCAGGAACAGCCUGAGCCGGAUGGGAGUAUGUCGACAAGGAAAAGUUAUCUUUAAUCAAAUCCUGUGCGUAUAAGUACAUGAUUUCCAUAAGAAAUGUUAACGUCUUUAAGGCAAACAGGAUUGGCUUGUAGCAUGUUACACAAAAACCCUCCUGGUUUGAAUUGAGCAUUUGUCUUUGAAUUAUAAUUGGUGCAAAUGGGAAUCUCCAGCCUGCAGGAGAGGAAAUAAAAUUCACAGAAAUAGUGUGACCCGUUCAAAGGCCGAGCAGCUUAACUGAGAUUAUUAAUGGAAUUGUACAAGGAGAACCUUGGGGAACGUUAAAAGCACUGAUCACCUCUGUCCACUUUUUUAAUAGGCUUUUAUUUAGAUUAACAGUAGUGGUUAAAAUGCUGAAACAUUCUUGAUAAGAUCCUUGAACAUGUGCAGUGCAUAUGUAAAUUACACAGUGCUUCAAAACAAAUGCUUUGCCUCCCUGCCACCCUUGCCUUAAGGUCUUGCUUCUACUCUUUAACAAUGUAAAGGAACAUAAGAGUUGUAAUUUUUUUGUGUUUGCAAUGAACAGUGUUUUGAUCUGUCCUGUUGGAAUGGAGCAAGUGAGAAUUAAAUGUGAGAUUGUGAUCCAGUAAUGUCAUGAAAGAAAAGGAACUUGUACCAAAGAUCUGCAAUAUUUGUAAAUGUUUAGUUUAUUUCAAAGUAAGGUCACACUCAUUGUAUUAUUUUAAAAUAAAAUGUUAAAUAAAGUUCUUUUUAUAGAAA
This is a messenger RNA of Hemiscyllium ocellatum (epaulette shark), 7199 nucleotides long. RefSeq names its product growth arrest-specific 2 like 1 (gene gas2l1). Gene Ontology annotation, biological process: microtubule bundle formation; actin crosslink formation; protein localization to microtubule plus-end. The transcript has 5 exons. Gene Ontology annotation, cellular component: microtubule plus-end; actin filament; cytoplasm. The record is from RefSeq and is a predicted model, not a curated record. NCBI's taxonomy places the organism in Eukaryota, Metazoa, Chordata, Chondrichthyes, Orectolobiformes, Hemiscylliidae. Gene Ontology annotation, molecular function: cytoskeletal adaptor activity; actin filament binding; microtubule binding. Bases 121 to 3138 code for a protein of 1005 amino acids.